AAAUGUAUUUUUGUAGGGGAACCAUUCUGCUAAAAUAUUCAACAUUAAUCCUCAUAUUUCUGCAAACAUGCAAUGCUUGGAAGAGCAAACCCUACUACUGUCCCUCUUCUGCUUGUGGCCAUAUCCGUAACAUAAGCUAUCCUUUUCGUUUAAACACCGAUCCAGAAUAUUGCGGAGAUCAUGGUCCAGCAUUUGAGUUAGCUUGUGAAGGUAACCAAACUGUCAUAUCGUUAUUCUCCAAGAAGUUGCACGUUAAAGGCAUCUACUAUGAUGAUCAAGCAAUUCACGUGGUAGAUCCAACUUUACAAACACAAGAUGAUCUAUGUUCUUUGAGAUCUCAGACUGACUUCAACCAAUACUAUAUAAUCUAUCAAUCACAUAUUCAACUUACAACAUUUCACCCAAAUGGAGAGCCCAUUUUCAUGUUCAACUGUCCAAUUGCUGUUAGUAAUUCUUCCACAUUUCUAGAAAUUAGAGGCUGCAAAUUUAGCAGAUACACUUAUAUUAAGAUUGGAGAUAUGUCGGUCGAUGAAGUGAGUGAUGGAUGCAGAGCAGAGUUUAUAGGCCUGACCUCAUGGAUUCUAAUUUCUUCAUGUCUUUGUAGGUUUUAUUGA
Solanum stenotomum is the source of this 614-nucleotide messenger RNA. RefSeq lists its product as uncharacterized. The transcript has a single exon. Gene Ontology annotation, molecular function: polysaccharide binding. The record is from RefSeq and is a predicted model, not a curated record. NCBI's taxonomy places the organism in Eukaryota, Viridiplantae, Streptophyta, Magnoliopsida, Solanales, Solanaceae. Bases 3 to 614 code for a protein of 203 amino acids.